AACCACGGCUGACCACGGCGACCAUUUUCCAAACGAAAACUGUAGGUGUUGGCGGUGUUGGCUGUGUUGGCGGUGUUGGCCGUGUUGGCUAUCUGAUUCGGGACGCGGGAUAUAACACGUGAAAGAUUGAAAGCGGGUUACUAAAUCACUGAGAUCAUUUAUGGAGACGAAAAGAAUUACACAUUGUGCGCAGUUCAUUACAUUAUUUUUGUAACCCACAUUACUGGAACAGAUGUUGGUACGAUAGGCAAGCAAUGUAGAUAUAUGUUCGGGAAAUUUCUGUAUCAGGGAUACCAUGAUCACCAUCAUCACCAUGAUGAACGCCACUUGGACGUGGAUAAGCUGUGAACCGAAGCUGGUGAUGUAGAGAGGUUUGCAUUUAAUUACGCUAGUCUCAGCAGUUACAAUGUCACAGUGUUCUGAGCUGCAGAAACACCCACGCACAGGGCGAAACUACAUAAAAAAUGGGCAGUUGCAUUCAAAAAUGGCCUUGUUGAAGAGGCAGCAGGAAUGGCUGAAGAAAUGGAAGAGUCUUCUUGAUGUUUCCUCCACAACAUUGGAUGAAAUUGGGAAUUCAAAUGAUGAUGCUUGUGGAUUACCAACUUUAUGUGAGCACAGCUACAGUGUGCCUCCAUCAUCUGUGCAAGGCUUCAGUGCAGAUGAAUGCAGAAUGAGCCUACACAAGUACUAUAUGCUUGAAGAUCAAAUAAAUUAUCUUCUUCCGGAGGAAGACCUGUCAACAGAUGAAGAUGAUGUACAAAGCCUCACUUCUGAAGAUGAUGAUCCCAUUUUGAUUUUGGCCAGAUUUUCUUCUGAGCAGUUACGAGAUUAUGGUUACCAUGAAGAAACUACCAACUUGUCAACACAGAAUUCUGUGGAGACAUCAUCACUGCCUGGUCAACAUUUGUCUCAAAGUAAUAUAAAUGAUGGCUACACGACAGAUGGAUAUGACUCUGAAAUGGAACCAUGUCGCCCUAUAUCAAGGAUUUCUCUGAUCCUACCAUAUGAUCACAGUGAAGAUGACUGUGAUAGUCACUCUCUUUCAGAAAAUUUAUCAUAUACACUCAGUCGCCCAAAUUCUGUGAUGUCUAUUGGUGGUUAUACAACCUAUUAUGAGACUGAUUUUGAUACUGAGGAUGAAUUAAAGUCACAUCCAAUUACAAAAUCACGAAAGAAAAUUGAAGCUGUCUAUGGCCACAUCCCAGGAGUGCCAGUGGGCAAAGAAUGGAAAUUGAGACGUCAGUGCUGUAGAUAUUCUGUUCACCAGCCUCUUAAAGCUGCCAUCCAUGGUGGACCAGAAGGAGUUUAUUCUAUGGUGCUAUCCUUUGUGUAUGCAGUAGAUGACUAUGGUGUUGAAUUCAGAUACCGUGGUGAGGGUGGACGAGACCCAAAGACAAAGAAGCUUGUGUGUGACCAGAAGAUGAUACGGGGAAAUUUGGCACUUGCACAUAGUCAAAUGACUGGUAAUCCUAUACGUGUGAUACGAGGUUUUCAGCUUCAAAACAAGUAUUCUCCUCGUACUGGCUAUCGUUAUGAUGGGUUGUAUCAAGUAACCCAGCAUUCAGAGUCAGUGGCUAGAGGUGGUUUUAAAGUUUUUAUGUUUUACUUGGUAAGAUGUGGAUAUCAGCCCCCACCACCCUGGCAUAGUGACAGAAUAGAAUUGCCAUGGCCUAGCCCUGUUCAUCAAAACACAAGCACUUCAGAGGAUGAAUAUCCUGAAAAAGAGGUGCGUGUGAAGCGCGGGCAGCAGAGACCACAGUCAUCUCUUAUUUCAGAUGCUGUAAGAUGUCUUACACCUGCAAACAUGGCAAGUGAGAAUGAAUCUCCACCAGUUCUUGAGUUACCAGGAUUAAAACGAGAAAGAAUACUUCUGUAUUCUACUCCCCCUCAUAUAAAUCCAGGUUUUUGUUUUGAUUCAACUGCUGUCAAAAUAAAAGACAGAGCAGUUGUUCUUCUGGAGAGACUGGACAAGGAUUUAGACUUAAAAUUACUGGCCAACCCUCAGGAAAGAGUCAAUGUGUCAACUAUCCAUCGAUUCAAGAUACUAAGGAAAAGACGAAGGAAUAGCAGAAAGGCCCAUGUGAAGAACAGGAGGAGGAAGAAGAAGAAAAUGUUAAUUUCUGAAAGAAGAAGGAAGUUACAGUGAGUAGAUAACCUGUAAAGGAGAAAAGAAGAACAGAUGAAAUGGAAGGUGGCAAGUUGCUGCUCUGUGAAAAUGCAUUUGCACUGUAAAGAAAAGACAACUAUUGAUAAAAUGUAUUGCAUUGCAAUUGUAAAAUGCACCAGGAAAGUCCUCCCAAUUGAACUGCCAGUCAGAAGGAUGACCUGGAAGGACAUGAUCCCUGGAUGGUUAUGAAGCUAAACAGUUAUUAGGUAGUAGAUCAGUUGAUGAAAGAAGGAAAACUCAGCCUGAAAAUAUUCUCAGUGUUGGAAUUGAGAAACACAAUGCAAAGACAGAAAGUGGAUAAGUCAGUAACAGAAGCCGCUGAAAGCAAACAGUAUAAUUUUCCGCAAGGUAUAGCCAGUGUAUUAUUUAAUAUGAAGACAUGAAUGUUUUUACAGGCUAUUUUUAAGUUGUAAUUAUAUGCAAUUUUUUAAAACUCUUUUGGGAUAAUAUAUAUAUUCCAAUAUGUGUUUUCCAUCAUUUUGGCUGGAAUUAGUGGAAAACAAAAUCUGUCAGUAAUAGUUUUAUUAUUAUUACCUCUUUUAGAAUAAAGUACAGGUCUUUUUCAUAAGCACACAAAGCCUCUUCAGCCUGAUUUAAAAAUUAAGUUUUUUUUUUGAGCUCUUAGAGCUGUAGCACUGGAACUUUUUAUACUUUGUACAUCCAGAAAUGUGUGGACCCUAUGGGAGAAGGAAAAUACAGCUAAUUUUUUUAAUAAAUAAUGAUCACCAUUAUGGAUGGUAACAUGUACAGCUUAUUCUGAGCCAAUUCAAAAUAAAAAUAACAUUCACAGAGAAUAGUUUUCAAUGAAAGGGAUGAGCCUGUUCUAUGGAGUACAGCCCGUCUAUGUUGGGAAGAAUUUCCAUCUGCUUCAGGCAUAGGUCUGCAUUCAUUUGAAGUAUGGUCCUAUAUUUGUUCUUAAUUCAAAAUCAUAGAAAAUGCAUUCUCAUACAAAAAGGUAGAAUCACUUGGCAGUUUCUUCAUGGGACUGAAGUCAUCCACAUACCCAUAAUUGAGGCUCCCUUUCAGUAACACCAUAUGGCACUUUUUUUGUGGCUGUCCUUGAUUUCAGUGGCAUAAUGGUGUGCAGAAUAUUCUGAACCUACUAACAGUUUAAAGUUUGCUGUAUAUCUGCAGUAUUGUUAUGUAACUGCCACUCAAAAGUUGGCUACCCUGCUGUAUAUUAUGCUGUAAUGGUAUGCUAUGUAGUAAAAGGUAGGGGGUGAAAAGGCAGGAAGAAAUUUCACCAUGCCCAUUGAAAAAGCUUAACAUCAGACAAAACAGGAAGAUAAAUGUGACUCACUGGAGAGAUAUCAAGAGAAAUAUGCUGAAAGAUGCUGGAAAGGCACACAGAACCCAGAAGGGAAGGCAGAUAAGCGGAAAGUGUUCAUCAAAGUAGAUCCUUUUAUGCAGUCCAUAGUCAUGGUUCAAGAAAAGUUGUGAACUUGUGUUGGAGAGGAAGGAAACUUUGAUCAUUGAGUACUGUGGAUGUGCAUAUGCCAAGCAGUCUGCACUGCUGGCAAAAGUUGUAGAGAUUGAUGAAAGAAAAACAGAACCCUGGGAACAGCAAUGCUACAUCUAGACAUAAGUGAACACUGAAGUGCUAAUUGGAGUUAAACUCACAGAGAAAGGAGAUUGGUGUGCCAUAUUCUGACAAGUAUUGUGAUCAACUAUAUGUUCAACUUACUGCAGAAGACACUGAAAAGGCUACAACUGGAUUCUCCUACAGUCAUUUCCAUCAUGCAGAAAAUGAUCUGGCAUUAAAAUGUGACCAAGAGAAAGUACUAUUAAUUGAAAACUUGUAGUGCUAUAUGUAGAUUUACAACAAGUCCUACACUUUUACAUUCAAGCAUGUUCUAUUAGAGGCAACUCUUCUGUUAACAAUUUGGCUGUGCAUAAUCUUGAAACUGUUGAUGUAACAAUGACUGUAUGGCACAAUUGUACUGGUAAGAGAAGGUCUGCAGAAAUCUUACUCUAUAUUCUUAAAUAUGUUCUUGACUGUUUUGCAUCUUUGACAGUCAUUUCAGAAGAAAGGAAACUCAUCAUAUGGUCAGAUAGAUGUGUAGGCCAGAACAACUGAUGAGUGUUGGCUGUCUGCUCGUACCUGGUAUCUAGAUUCAGUAUGGUUUCUUUACUGAAGUUUACCAGAGGUUCUGUGCUCAGGGCAGAGCUUCCUGCCCUGUGAUAGGGACUUUGCCUGAUAUAAAAAACAAGAGAGAAAAAAAAAGGAAGAUUAUUUAUAAUGGCAACAUAAAGGAAAUACAGGUAUUCCUCGAUUUAUGAAGGUAACUCAUUCUAUGAAAACUGUUCGUAAGAUGCAUAUUUUAAAAUAAAAAAUGGCGUUCUCAAUA
Molecule: messenger RNA, 4515 nt
Organism: Cryptotermes secundus
Lineage: Eukaryota; Metazoa; Arthropoda; Insecta; Blattodea; Kalotermitidae
Exons: 12
Coding region: 407-2146 (579 amino acids)
Biological process (GO): negative regulation of gene expression via chromosomal CpG island methylation; protein ubiquitination
Molecular function (GO): ubiquitin protein ligase activity
Source: RefSeq, a predicted model, not a curated record